CCGGUUCCAACAGAAGAAUCAUCGUCGACCUUUGGUUCGGCUGCUCGGCUUAGCUUUUUCCAAAUUUAAAUUGAAAAGUUUGAGAAAAUGGGCAUUGUUGAGUUGGAUAGCUUCAUCCGUAAGAACGUUCCCAACGGAUUCAUUCCAGUGGACAUCCAAGAGGAAAUUCGCAAAGCUUCAGGUCCCCCCGUAAUCGUCAUCGAUUUGAUUUCGCUGUGCGUUCCGAUCAGCGAGCAGGACAUCAAAGGUCUGUUUUGCGGUGGCAGGUUCAACGUGGCGUAUUCCACGAUCGAUGCUUUCUUCGGGAAGCUGGUAAGCCUGGGUGCCAAGCUGGUGUUUUUCUACGAUGGUCCGAUGGAUAGCAGCAAAUACAAAAAGUGGCUAAGGCUACAGGACGAAAUAUACCAAAAGCAUCUCCGUCUCAUCGAUUCCGUAGACCAGGACAAAGAUAUCGAUUAUUUGAUGCGUCACCACAAGGCACCACAUAAUUUUCUUUAUCCGCUAAAGUAUCUGGCUCUGAAGCAUGGCACCGUAGUGCUGCCGAUGGCUCACGAGUGCCAUCAAGAGUUGGCUUCGUAUGCCUCGAAGGUGGGAGCGCUGGCGGUUAUUGCAUCGGACACGGAUUUUCUGAUCUACGAAGGCGACUGGCAUCUGUGGUCCUCCAAUGAUACUGAUAUUACGCACCUGAAGACCAAGGAGCUCAACCGGAAGGCGUUGGUAUCGCACCUGGGUCUCGACUUCAAGCAGAUGCCACUCUUCGGAACGCUUGCCGGAAACAGCAUCAUCGAGCUCAAGAGGUUAAAAAAAUUCCUGAACAGCUUGGGAACUAAUGAGGAGAAAUUUCUCAGGUUGGCCGAGUUCGUGCAAGAGCAGUCUGUUCCGCCAGAAGGUAAUGGUGGUUAUAGCAUCUUGAAGCGGGUAUUUGGCUACAAGGAGCACAAUAAAAAACUUUCAAAUCGUCAAAAGCGAAGUCGAUUUGAGAAAUGUUUGCAGUUCUAUCAAACGAACUGUGUAACUCCAAAUUUGAAUCCGAAACGCACUGCCGUUCAAGCUUUUCUGCUGAGUCAAGUUACUCCGCUGUUCUAUCAGAUCUGGCAAGGACAGUCAAUUGAUGUUUCUCUCGGGUUUAUUGACAUGCGUGGCAAAGACUUUGGCCCCAAACACAACCAACUACUGGUGACACUUAUUUUGCGUAUGGCCGGAAUCAUCCGGUAUGAGCGUCGUGGAAAGCGUGGCAACUCCACAUGUCAAUUCCUCACCAAACUAAAAGAUGGUAAAAAACACAAGGAACACUAUCUGCAGGUUCAAUUUCCGAAAAAUAUUCAGCCUCCGCCACUGGAUAAAUUGAUGUCCCUGGAGCCGGAUAUCCACGAAAGAUAUGUGAUCACCAAGUACCAGCUGUGCGGCUGGCUAGUCUCAGAUAAGUUGGAACCACUUGCGUUGAAGUGGAUCCCGGACAAGUUUCUGGUAACCGUACUGACUCUAUGCUACCUCGUGGACAUGCAGGUGAUCAAGGUGUUCGAAGCGGAUCUGUUUCUGAAAAUGGCGUAUGACGUGGUUUACAACACGUACGACAUGCACGGCGUCACCUAUCCUCAACGUCUGGAGGGUCGCCCGUUCCGAUUGGCGUUUCUCUAUCCGAGGGUGUACGUCCUGGUGGCCAGUGCGGUACGGCUCGUCGGAUUGCACGGUAAGGACUUUCGAGAUGAUCCAAUCUUCGAUGGCGUUCUAUUCCACAAUCGGUACGAAAGUUGGCGCGAGCAGCAGAAAACGAUUGAACUGGAACCGAUCAAGGAGUGGCGGCUCUACGACUUCGAGACGGUCUAAUAAGUGUACUCGUGGUACUCUUUGGGUUGGUACUUGUUAAACUUUUAUUUUGUUCGAUUUUUACGCCACAUCCGUUGAAUUCGAGUGGUCGAGCCUAUCUAUAAUGCACUGUAUUUUGAAGCCAUUUAUUUUAAGGGGAUUCAGUGUUUUGUCAAUAUCACGAUGGUCUGCAGCGCGUAAGGUUAUUGAGUGAAUUUUGUACCUUGUUUAUUUUUGAAUAAAUGUAUAUUGACUAACCACUAGAAACGGGCACGAAAUCUUCACUAGUGACGGUCACCACCGACAAACCGACAUGACACUUAAUGCUGACUUAUGCUCGAAAAUCGUAAACGGCUGAUUUAAACGUGUAGUGAUCCGAACUGUCAAAUCCAUAGGAUUUUGGAUCUAGAUAAAAAUAAUUUGUCCAGAAUAGAUCGGACACGAACCAAUUCAUAUUUUUUGCAUGGGGGUUCAUGGAUUAGCCAAAUAUUUCCCGCGAACACGGAGCCAG
Molecule: messenger RNA, 2317 nt
Organism: Ochlerotatus camptorhynchus
Lineage: Eukaryota; Metazoa; Arthropoda; Insecta; Diptera; Culicidae
Exons: 3
Coding region: 88-1827 (579 amino acids)
Cellular component (GO): nucleus
Source: RefSeq, a predicted model, not a curated record